Messenger RNA from Grammomys surdaster, 1420 nucleotides. It is a transcript of the gene Nfkbib, whose product is annotated as NFKB inhibitor beta. Gene Ontology annotation, biological process: signal transduction; cellular response to lipopolysaccharide. Gene Ontology annotation, molecular function: protein binding. The coding region runs from base 260 to 1360 and encodes 366 amino acids. The transcript is spliced from 6 exons. Lineage: Eukaryota; Metazoa; Chordata; Mammalia; Rodentia; Muridae. The record is from RefSeq and is a predicted model, not a curated record. Gene Ontology annotation, cellular component: cytosol.
CAAAAGGCCAGGCGCCGGCGGCCAUAUUGAUAAAGGGCGUCUGGAAAAUGUGGGGAAACUCAGCGAGCGAAUGUCCACCUCAUUAUUCUGAUUGGUUCUGGUGCGGUACAGGGGCGGGGUGUAGCUAUUUCACACAUUUUGAUUGGGUAUAUGAGGGGGCGUGUUGGGGAAUUCCCGACAGGGCGGAAGUGCUGGAGCUCACGGCAGAGACCAGCUACGAGUAGGCGACCACAGGGGGCCACCCAAGGUGGCAGGGGCCAUGGCCGGGGUCGCGUGCUUGGGAAAAACUGCGGACGCCGAUGAAUGGUGUGACAGCGGCCUGGGCUCUCUAGGUCCCGACGCAGCGGCUCCGGGAGGACCAGGUCUGAGCGCGGAGCUUGGCCCAGAGCUGUCUUGGGCGCCCUUAGUCUUUGGCUACGUCACUGAGGAUGGGGACACAGCCCUGCACUUGGCCGUCAUACAUCAGCAUGAGCCCUUCCUGGAUUUCCUCCUGGGCUUCUCUGCAGGCACUGAGUACCUGGACCUGCAGAAUGACCUAGGCCAAACAGCCCUGCACCUAGCAGCCAUCCUUGGGGAAGCAUCUGCAGUAGAGAAGUUGUAUGCAGCUGGCGCAGGAGUGCUGGUAGCUGAGAGAGGGGGCCACACAGCAUUGCACUUGGCCUGCCGUGUGAGGGCACACAAGUGUGCAUGCGUACUGCUCCAGCCCCGUCCCAGCCACCCAAGAGAUGCCUCAGAUACCUACCUCACUCAGAGCCAGGACCAUACCCCAGACACCAGCCACGCCCCUGUUGCCAUGGACCCCCAACCCAACCCAGAGAAUGAAGAGGAGGAAGAGGGGCCACAUGACGAAGACUGGAGACUGCAGCUAGAAGCUGAAAACUAUGAUGGCCACACCCCACUCCAUGUUGCUGUCAUCCACAAAGAUGCAGAGAUGGUCCGGCUGCUCAGGGAUGCUGGGGCAGACCUCAAUAAACCGGAGCCCACGUGUGGCCGGACCCCUCUGCACCUGGCAGUAGAAGCCCAGACAGCCAGCGUGCUGGAGCUUCUCCUGAAAGCUGGUGCUGACCCCACUGCCCGCAUGUACGGGGGCCGCACCCCACUUGGCAGUGCCCUGCUCCGACCCAACCCCGUCCUUGCCCGCCUCCUCCGUGCCCAUGGGGCUCCUGAACCUGAUGACCAGGACGAUAAGCUUAGCCCUUGCAGCAGCAGCGGCAGCAGCGGCAGCGACAGCGACAGUGACAACAGAGAUGAGGGCGAUGAAUAUGAUGACAUCGUGGUUCACAGUGGCAGGAGCCAAAACCAGCUACCUCCUCCUUCCCAGGCAUCCAAACCUCUUCCUGAUGACCCCAACCCUGCCUGACUUAAGUUCUAAUAUUAAUAUAGUUUCCAGUUUAAUAAAAUCUCAGACCCGACAGCCAGA